This is a messenger RNA of Mus pahari (shrew mouse), 1245 nucleotides long. RefSeq names its product paired like homeodomain 3 (gene Pitx3). The transcript has 3 exons. Gene Ontology annotation, molecular function: DNA-binding transcription factor activity, RNA polymerase II-specific; RNA polymerase II cis-regulatory region sequence-specific DNA binding. The record is from RefSeq and is a predicted model, not a curated record. The coding region runs from base 7 to 915 and encodes 302 amino acids. NCBI's taxonomy places the organism in Eukaryota, Metazoa, Chordata, Mammalia, Rodentia, Muridae. Gene Ontology annotation, cellular component: nucleus. Gene Ontology annotation, biological process: anatomical structure morphogenesis; regulation of transcription by RNA polymerase II.
CCCUCCAUGGAGUUUGGGCUGCUUGGUGAAGCAGAGGCUCGAAGCCCUGCGCUGUCUUUGUCGGACGCAGGCACUCCACACCCUCCGCUUCCAGAACAUGGCUGCAAGGGGCAGGAGCACAGUGACUCGGAGAAGGCCUCGGCCUCACUGCCCGGGGGCUCCCCGGAGGACGGCUCUCUGAAGAAGAAGCAGCGGCGGCAGCGCACGCACUUCACCAGCCAGCAGCUGCAGGAGCUGGAGGCCACCUUCCAGAGGAAUCGCUACCCUGACAUGAGCACGCGCGAAGAGAUCGCGGUGUGGACCAACCUCACUGAGGCCCGCGUGCGGGUGUGGUUCAAGAACCGGCGUGCCAAGUGGCGGAAGCGGGAGCGCAGCCAGCAGGCGGAGCUGUGCAAGGGUGGCUUCGCAGCCCCGCUCGGGGGCUUGGUGCCACCCUACGAGGAGGUGUACCCGGGCUACUCGUACGGCAACUGGCCGCCCAAGGCGCUCGCCCCGCCACUCGCCGCCAAGACCUUCCCGUUCGCCUUCAACUCGGUCAACGUGGGGCCUCUGGCUUCACAGCCUGUCUUCUCACCGCCCAGCUCCAUCGCCGCCUCCAUGGUGCCCUCGGCCGCCGCUGCCCCGGGCACCGUACCAGGUCCCGGAGCCUUGCAGGGCCUGGGCGGGGCACCCCCCGGGCUGGCUCCAGCCGCCGUGUCCUCCGGGGCAGUGUCCUGCCCUUACGCCUCGGCCGCCGCAGCCGCCGCUGCAGCCGCCUCCUCCCCCUAUGUAUACCGGGACCCGUGUAACUCGAGCCUGGCUAGCCUGCGGCUCAAAGCCAAGCAGCACGCCUCCUUCAGCUACCCCGCCGUGCCCGGGCCGCCGCCGGCCGCUAACCUUAGCCCCUGCCAGUACGCCGUGGAACGGCCGGUGUGAACCGCAGGUCUGUGGAUCCAUCCCCGAGGGCGGGGCAGUAAUUCACAGCCUCUCCGGACAGGGGUCGCCUAGACUGGCUUGCCCUCGUCCCAGGGUCUGAAAGGGGUGCCAGAGCACCCGGGAAGAGGCGGCGGGCUCCGAAGAGGGCCUUUUCCCCUCACAGCCCCCGAGGGGUGGUCUGACCCCUAUGCGGAGACCGCUCCCCUGGGACUAAGGCCAGGAACAGGGACCAGCUCCCCCAGGGCCAAUUCACCCUUGGCUCACCCCGCCUUCUCCAGACUCCCCCUAUCCCGUUUUCAAAGAUCAAUGAAAUAAACGUGCGCGGACUGU